Cornus florida is the source of this 473-nucleotide messenger RNA. RefSeq names its product small ribosomal subunit protein uS14-like. Gene Ontology annotation, biological process: translation. Lineage: Eukaryota; Viridiplantae; Streptophyta; Magnoliopsida; Cornales; Cornaceae. Gene Ontology annotation, molecular function: structural constituent of ribosome; zinc ion binding. The transcript is spliced from 3 exons. Gene Ontology annotation, cellular component: ribosome; cytosolic small ribosomal subunit. The record is from RefSeq and is a predicted model, not a curated record. The coding region runs from base 107 to 277 and encodes 56 amino acids.
AGGGUUUUGAAAAGCGCCACACUGUCUGCGAGUCUCUCUGUGCUAUAUCUGUGACUUAACGCCGUGGAAACCCUAGUUUCGAAGCUACAGCUGAGAGAGGGAGAGGAUGGGUCACUCGAACGUCUGGAACUCGCAUCCCAAGAACUAUGGCCCUGGAUCGCGAGCUUGCCGGGUCUGUGGAAACCCACACGGGUUAAUCAGGAAGUAUGGACUCAUGUGUUGCAGACAGUGCUUCCACAGCAAUGCGAAGGCAAUUGGCUUCAUCAAGUAUCGCUAAGGAAAUGGGACAUCAAAUAGCCAAGCACCAUUGGAGCUGCAUUGAAGAUUUUUUCUUUCCCUUGUUUCUUUUAUGACUAGUACUCUGAUACUCUGUUGAAUAUUAUACAUUGAGAGUUGAUUUUCACACUUUGCGUUGCCUUGGUUACAUUGUCUGAUAUUUAGUUGUGAAUGUAAUUGAUAAUUUUGUUCUGCCC